This is a messenger RNA of Moneuplotes crassus, 1852 nucleotides long. NCBI's taxonomy places the organism in Eukaryota, Ciliophora, Spirotrichea, Euplotida, Euplotidae. The record is from the annotation of a GenBank genome assembly.
CUAAAUAUGAACACUGGUCAUAACAGAAUGUACUCCUUUAGCACUCAUGGCAAAAUCAAGAGAGACAACUCAAGACUGAGUUUUCUUCCAACAAUGGGAUCAACAACCUCUAAAGCCACAUUCGAUAGGUCUUCUACAGGAAAAACCAAUCCACAAAGCCAGUUAUCAAAUCUGAAUUCUUUCUCUGAACGCAACCUGGCUUGGUCACUCACAUUUGAUAACAGCGUCAUUCAAGCUAGGAUAAAAAGGGAUGAACAUAGGAUGCUAAGAAGGAUAGAACUUGGAUCUUUCUCAGAAAGUUUUAAGUCUAAUAAGACCAUAAAGAAGAAAAGUAAACGCAAAGUUCAACUUUUUGACAAAGUCAAUUUGGAUACUUUGAAGAAUAGUAGAAGCAUGAAACUAUCUCUAAACGGAAGUCCUACUAUCAAGAAUAUGAAUCCCAAUAUGAGGUACAAGAUCAACCCGGAUUAUAAAAUGCCGUUGAAACAUGAUUUCCAGAUAUCUAACAAACUGAAUGUGACUAUAAACAGCUCUAAGAAGCCGAAUUCUGGUCUCACUAGUCCAACUCCCUCUAUUUUAAUUGAAGGCGAGAUUAAAAACUCUGCUUCUCACCAAUCAGAUUUCGUUGGUUCUGCUAAAUUGCCCAUCCCUUUACCAAGGAAAUCAGGUGAAGUUUCUAGCGAAGACAGCAGCUCUGAAGAUAGCCAGGAAUCUGAAGAAAAUAAACCUCUAGAAAUUGCCAAUGCAAAUAUCAGAGAAGUGAAGACGCCUCAGAUCCUUUGCAAGCCUCUGCCAGGGCCUUCUGCACUGAUAGAUGCUAAUUCUAACAAAUCCAGAACAAAUAAAAUAUGUUCGGGAAAAAGAAAUAAUUCUAAGAAUAUAAACGUCAGACUAGUUCAAAGGACUGCUCCAAAAUACACCUUCAUGCGCAACCAGAUUAUUGAAGAAGUUAGUGAGGUUGAAGAGGACCCAGUAGAAGAGAAGCAUAAAAAGUUAAUAAGAAAGAUAAGCCUUAAUUUACGCAAGAGUAUGGACUCUUCGGGGAUGAACCAUCAGAUAAUUGUCUCUGGCAUUUGCAGAAGCCCAACAAAGCAUUGCUUUAAUCACAAAUAAAUUGAUUGUUAGAAAGAAUAGGCCUACUUUCUCGAUGAAAAAUUCAGAGGAAGAUAAAGAAAUAUCAUCUGUACAAGAGCCUAGUAUUGAACCUUCUGAGAUAGGAGAGAACUAUAUCAAUCUUAACUUGAGACGAUCUGUCUGAGGUAUCAGAAGGAACACUUUAGGGAAGAUGAAGAAUAGAAAUCCCUCAGCUUUAGCUCAGAUGUUCCAUAGUAUUGAUUCUUCAUCAAUAUCUGGCUUUAAGCCAAUGAUAAGUAAGGAGAAGAGUAAACUAAAACCUCUUUUUAUUUUACCAAAAAAUACAUUAAAUAGCCCAGCAUACUCUCUAUCUCCUCUUGAAGAUAAGAAUGAUUCUGAUUUGAAGACUAAGAUCAUUAAGCUUAGGAAGAGAAAAGAGAGAGCUAGGCAGUAAGAGUAUAUUAGAUAUUAAGAAAUAUUCCAACUGGCUAAGAUAUAACAGGAUGUUUUAAAUCAAGUCUUAAUCUCCCAUGGCUGUAUCCCAGUGUUUACUCAGGGCUAGAGAAAUCGCUCAACUAAGAGAAUGCUUCUCUUAGUUAGAGGAUAUCAAAUUCCUUUAACACUAUGAAGCAAACAGCAUUUUAAAAUGCUUCUAGGUGAAGUGAAAGCUCUGGCUAGAUUAAGAACGGGAAUUUUCUACAAUUUUUCCAGUGAUCAAGUUUGUAUCUUCCCAGGAAUAUUUCUUAAUAACGAAUAAUUUUACAUAUGAUUUCUUACA